CGCCCCGUGCAUCGCUUUUUGCUCUUUUCCGGACCCCGACGACACAAACGAAACCCUCGCCGAACGACCCUUGACCCGGCCCUCGACGGCCUCACAUAUUGCCAACCAUGGGCAGAUUCGGGGAUUUCAGCAGCAUAUGUCGUAUUGCACCUAUUCCGCUAUGUGCGUCAGUUGGCCCGAUAACAUCGAUCGCCAGUGGCGUCGGCAUCGAGCCGGACUGCUAUGCGCGCAACAUUGAGGUGGCCAACACCAUCAUCUUUCAGGGCGCGGCCAGCGUGAUGCAUAUUGUUGCGCUGGUCAUGACGGUGGUCAUGUUGUUGCAUGUGAGGGGGAAGUUUACUGCUGUUGGCCGCAAAGAGAUCACCACCUUCUUCUACCUCUACAUGAUCCUCACCUUCCUCUCCCUCUGCAUCGAUGCCGGCGUCAUUCCACCGCACUCCGGUUCUUACCCUUACUUCGUCGCCGUACAGGCCGGUCUUGCCUCAGCCCUUGUUACCUGCCUCGUAAUCAACGGCUUCGUCGGCUUCCAGCUCUAUGAGGACGGCACUCCUCUCUCGUUGUGGAUGCUCCGCCUUAGCUCUUUUGUGGCAUUCGUCAUCUCCUUCCUCGUCGGUCUGGCUACGUUUAAAUCAUGGGCCGGCUUGGGUCCCACCAACACUGUCGGCAUCUUCGUCGUGCUCUACCUGCUUAACGCCCUCCAGCUUUUGAUCUACGUCGUAAUGCAGAUCAUCCUCGUUACUCGCACCCUACAGGACCGCUGGCCGUUGGGAGACAUCGCCUUCGGCGUCUUCUUCUUCAUCGCCGGCCAAGUCAUCCUCUACGCCUUCAGCUCGCCCAUCUGCGAGGGUAUUUCGCACUACCUCGACGGUCUCUUCUUCGCCACGACAUGCAACCUGCUGGCCGUGAUGAUGGUGUACAAGUACUGGGACUCGAUCACCAAGGAGGACUUGGAGUUCUCUGUGGGCACCAGGAUGAACAACUGGGAGGUCAAGGAGUUGUUGCCCCAGGGCCCGGAGGAGGACAGGAGGGCGACGGUCUAUGCGGAUCCGAUUUAUGAGGGGCAUUAUGCUCCUGGACCGGGAACGGGAAGUGGUGCUAGUGCGAGCGGGUAUGAGGGUGGACAUCACAGACGGGAGAGUCACGGGUAUACGCCUAGUCCCAACAGGCAGUCUUUGAGGUAUUAGAACGCCUGACACGGCCUGAGAUGUGCUAGGAAAGAAAGUGUAGAGAAUGAGAUGGAUGGAUGGAUGGACAGAGACGGAUGGAUUGUGGUUGUGAUGUUUCAGCGGUUGAUUGAUACCAUGUGCUCACGGCACUCGUCAUGUUCUUGUUUUGGUUGGGCGGGCGCAAAAAUGCACAACGCAGCUUAUGAUUUUUUUUUUUUUGGUAAUGGAAACAGAACAGCAACAGCAGCAAGUACCCCGACGACAGCGUGUUUGAGAAUUCACUUUAUUCUUGGUUGGCGUUAAUGGACCCGAAAGCUUGGGCAUGUCGAAUGCUACACGAGCAAGACUUUUGGGAUGAUUACGCCGUUAUUGGGGA
This is a messenger RNA of Neurospora tetraspora, 1542 nucleotides long. RefSeq names its product chitin synthase export chaperone. The record is from RefSeq and is a predicted model, not a curated record. Bases 108 to 1184 code for a protein of 358 amino acids. NCBI's taxonomy places the organism in Eukaryota, Fungi, Ascomycota, Sordariomycetes, Sordariales, Sordariaceae. Gene Ontology annotation, cellular component: endoplasmic reticulum membrane. The transcript is spliced from 2 exons. Gene Ontology annotation, biological process: protein folding.